Messenger RNA from Kwoniella botswanensis, 978 nucleotides. RefSeq lists its product as uncharacterized. Bases 1 to 978 code for a protein of 325 amino acids. The record is from RefSeq and is a predicted model, not a curated record. Lineage: Eukaryota; Fungi; Basidiomycota; Tremellomycetes; Tremellales; Cryptococcaceae. The transcript is spliced from 2 exons.
AUGACAUCUGAGACCCCAUCACCCCCUACUCAGACCGAAGAAACCAAAACCAAAAUAUCGUUCAUCGAAAGAUUACUUCGUCUAUAUCCCAUUCAAGGUAACCAUCAUCUACCGCUUCCCACCACCCAAAGAGCAUCGCCAUCACAGAAUGUACGACAAGUAACUCCAGUGGAUAUUCGAGCUCUAGAAGCCUUCUUAGGACCAAUUGGUCGUCCGAGACGAUCAAGUAUCAUACAGCGAAGAGAUGCCCUUCAGCCUACGAUGACCGAUAUCGAAUCCCAAUCUCAACCUCAUCCUCCUACCCAAUGGAGCAAACCCACCAUCAGAGCCAGCCCUCGUCGAAUAGUUUACCUGUCUAUCCUGUUAGGGAUGAUAGCAGGAUGGGUAAUAUUCAUCCAUCAAAUGACUAAAUUAUCCAAGUCAAAAAAAGAUGAAGAGGAGAAAGAUAAAAGUGGAGUAGAUACGUUGAUAAUGGUAGGAGAUGGGUGUUUUAUCUUAAUACUAUUAACGAAUUUAUUCUUCAUCCUCCGCCAUUCCCUUAAAAUCUACGCUCAUUUCCGUCCUCCAACCUCCCCCUCUCCUUCACCCAGUCCACCAGAAAACAUGACCGAAGCGCCAUGGACUCUUCCCCCUUUACCUACCUACGUUGACGCAGUAGGUAGGCGCCAACGUACGGGUGAUGUGGAAGAUCGGUAUAUCGCGGGUGAAUGUCCGCCUAAAUACGGGGAUGAGAGAGGUAGUAAGUUGUUAUUGAGAAGCAUUAGUAGAAUGGGCGAAGAUCAAGAUCUAGAUGGAAGACAGGGUAGGAUGGAAGUGAUUACUCAGGGUGUGGGGCAAGAUAAUGUUCAAAAUCAAAACCAAAACCAAAACCAAAAUCAACACGAUGGACGAGGAUUGGAAACCCAACUUGAUAAUGAUGAUACCCAAAUUUCAAAUCAUAGAGUUGAGUCUAUAAAUUUUAGAGGAGUUUCUGAAUAA